Gracilinanus agilis (Agile Gracile Mouse Opossum) is the source of this 3229-nucleotide messenger RNA. RefSeq names its product RNA binding motif protein 15 (gene RBM15). NCBI's taxonomy places the organism in Eukaryota, Metazoa, Chordata, Mammalia, Didelphimorphia, Didelphidae. Gene Ontology annotation, cellular component: nucleus. The coding region runs from base 1 to 2910 and encodes 969 amino acids. Gene Ontology annotation, molecular function: mRNA binding. Gene Ontology annotation, biological process: regulation of alternative mRNA splicing, via spliceosome. The transcript has 2 exons. The record is from RefSeq and is a predicted model, not a curated record.
AUGAGGGCGGUGGGGCGGGGUCCAUUGCCGCGGCGGUGUCCAAGAUGGCGGCGUGGGAUUCCGCUGUGUGAAACCAGCGCGGGCAGGCGAGUUACCCAGUUCCGAGGCGGCCCCGGACAGUCCUCAGCAAUGAAGGGGAAAGAGCGCUCUCCCGCGAAGGCCAAGCGCUCCCGUGGCGGCGGAGAGGAGUCGAGCACCCGCGGGGAGCGGAGCAAGAAGCUUGGGGGCUCCGGCGGCGGCAGCAACGGCAGUAGUAGCGGUAAGGCGGACAGCGGCGGCACCCGCCGGAGCCUGCAUCUGGACAAGGGUAGCAGCCGGGGUGGCAGCCGCGAGUACGACACGCCGGGCGGCAGCUCCAGUAGUCGGCUGCAUAGCUACAGUUCCCCGAGCACCAAGAAUUCGUCGGGCGGGGGCGAGUCGCGCAGCAGCUCCCGCGGGGGCGGGGAGGCCCGCUCGGCCGCGGCCGCCCCCAGCUCCACAGGCGGCGACGGCGGCGGGGGUGGCGAGUACAAGACGCUCAAGAUCAGCGAGCUGGGCUCCCAGCUGAGUGACGAGGCAGUAGAGGACGGGCUGUUCCAUGAGUUCAAGCGUUUUGGGGACGUGAGUGUUAAGAUCAGCCGCCUUCCCGGGGGCUCGGGCGAUGAGCGCGUGGCUUUUGUGAACUUCCGUCGGCCCGAGGACGCCCGGGCCGCAAAGCAUGCCCGGGGCCGCCUGGUGCUCUAUGACCGGCCACUCAAAAUUGAGGCUGUGUACGUGAACCGGCGCCGCAGCCGCUCCCCACUGGACAAAGAUGCCUAUGUCCCCGCUGCUGGAGUGGUGGGUGCCACUGUGGGCGGCCACCGGCACCCGCCUGGGGGUGGUGGGCAGCGAGCGCUGUCCCCUGGGGGGGCGGCCCUGGGCUACCGAGACUACCGCUUGCAGCAGCUCGCCCUGGGCCGCCUGCCGCCUCCACCCCCACCGCCUCUGCCCAGGGAGCUGGAGCGUGAGAGAGACUAUCCUUUUUAUGAGCGGGUGCGUCCAGCCUACAGUCUGGAGCCCCGAGUGGGCGCAGGUGCCGGGGCAGCCCCUUUCCGAGAAGUGGAUGAGCUUUCCCCUGAGGACGGGCAGCGGGCCAACCGGACGCUUUUCCUGGGCAACUUGGACAUCACGGUAACAGAGAGUGACCUGCGCAGGGCCUUUGAUCGUUUUGGGGUCAUCACUGAGGUAGAUAUCAAGCGGCCUACUCGGGGCCAAACGAGCACCUAUGGCUUCCUCAAGUUUGAGAACCUAGACAUGUCCCACCGUGCCAAGCUGGCCAUGUCUGGCAAGGUGAUAAUCCGCAACCCAAUCAAGAUUGGUUAUGGCAAGGCCACACCCACCACUCGUCUCUGGGUAGGUGGCCUGGGCCCCUGGGUGCCCCUGGCAGCCCUGGCCCGCGAGUUUGACCGCUUUGGCACCAUCCGCACCAUUGACUACCGCAAAGGCGAUAGCUGGGCCUACAUCCAGUAUGAGAGCCUGGAUGCAGCCCACGCAGCCUGGACCCAUAUGCGGGGCUUCCCCCUGGGAGGGCCGGACCGCAGGUUGCGGGUGGACUUUGCGGACACUGAGCACCGCUACCAGCAGCAGUACCUGCAGCCGUUGCCGCUGACCCACUAUGAGUUGGUGGCGGACGCCUUUGGCCACAGAGCCCCGGACCCCCUGCGGGGGGCCCGAGACCGCACCCCACCCCUGCUGUACCGGGACAGGGACAGGGACCUUUACCCGGACACAGACUGGGUGCCCCCUCCCCCACCAGUCCGAGAGCGCAGCACCCGUGCUGCUGCAGCCGCUGUGCCAGCCUAUGAGCCCCUGGACAGCCUGGAGCGCCGGCGGGAUGGCUGGUCCUUGGAGAGGGACCGCGGGGAGAGAGACCUGCCCAGUAGCCGCGACCCACCUCGCAAGAGGAGGCUGCCUGAGGACAGCGGGGGCCGGCAUGUGGAUAGAUCUCCAGAGAGUGAGCGCUCCCGGAAAAGACACUGCCCCCCCACGCCGGACCGCAGCCCCGAGCUGCCCAGCAGCCGCGACCGCUACAACAGCGACCCAGACCGCUCCUCGCGCCUCCUCCUGCUGGAACGGCCCUCCCCUGUGCGUGCAGACCGGAGGGGCAGCCUGGAGAGGGGCCAGGGGGACAAACGUGACCGCAAAAACUCAGCUUCUGUGGAGCGUGAAAGGAAGCACCGAGCCCCCGCGCCUUCGGAGGGCAAGAGCCCCCUGAAGAAAGAGGAGCGGGCGGACUCCUCCUCCGCACCCAGCACCAGCAGCGCCAGCUCCAGGCUGAAAUCACCACCGCAGAAGCCUGAGGCAGCUGCGGCCUCCACCCCUGCUGCUGCCCCCAAGCUGUGCCUGGCCUGGCAGGGCAUGCUUCUGCUGAAAAACAGCAACUUCCCCUCCAACAUGCAUCUGCUGCAGGGCGACCUCCACGUGGCCAGCAGCCUUCUGGUGGAGGGCUCCACGGGGGGCAAAGUGGCCCAGCUCAAGAUCACCCAGCGCCUGCGACUGGACCAGCCCAAGUUGGACGAAGUGACCCGGCGCAUCAAGGUGGCCGGGCCCAAUGGCUAUGCCAUUCUGCUUGCUGUGCCUGGCAACUCGGACAGCCGCUCCUCAGCCGUGUCCGAGGCAACCACUUCGACUCAGAGGCCACUUAGGAACCUGGUGUCCUACCUAAAGCAAAAGCAGGCCGCUGGAGUCAUCAGCCUCCCUGUGGGGGGCAACAAAGACAAGGAGAACACCGGGGUCCUCCACGCCUUUCCACCCUGUGAGUUCUCCCAGCAGUUUCUGGAUUCUCCUGCCAAGGCACUGGCCAAAUCUGAAGAAGAUUACCUGGUCAUGGUCAUUGUCCGUGGUGCCAAAGCUGGUGGACAGCGGAUGAAGAUUUGGAAUUCUAAGCUCUAAUGGACCUUUUUGAAGAGAAGUUGUGGCUUAUGUGGAAUUUACAUGGGCCUCUUGAUUGGAAGAAAGCUUAUCUGUUUAGUAUUUGUGCAUUUUACUAAAAUGGCAGCUUAAAAAAGUUGUGUUAUCUGCUAUUGUGAUGCCAAUGCCCGUGUUUUAAGUGGAAAAAAAAAUGACCUCUUUGCUUUGUGCUGUGUACACAAGAUUUCUGGAAAAGUAAAAGAAAACCCUUUUUAUGGCUCACACAGCUUAAAAGUAGCUGUCACUCAAACGUGCGCUCACAGUUGAGCUGAUUUUGUUUCAUUCUAAAUAAAUUGUUUCU